CUGGUCGACACAUCACACGGGGGCAACAGUAUCAGCGGCUGUUCAUCCCAUCUCUGACCAUGAUCACCUAGCCGAGCGAACGAGCUCCUCCCCACGCCCCUCCAUCUCUCCCCCCCAUUCUCUCUUUCCCCCAAGAUUCCCGCCCCCUCCGCGGCUCCGCCCCGGCUCCCCCCUCUCGCUAGCCCCUAGCUCUGGGCCUCCUCUCGCUGUGCGUGCACAGCGAAGGAGCACAGGCUCGAGCUGUAGGGGCCGCUGCAUCGAGGAGGGCGCUGCGCUGCACGAAGGCUGCAAGGCUGGCGGCCUCUGCCCACUGGGCGUCGGCCCUGAACAGUGGAGAUUCCCAUCCCCAUUUCCCAAUUAUGGAUAGGCAGCAGCCAGCGGGGGAGGACUGAGGCCGCUCGCCAUUGCUCCCGUUUGAGAAAAGGUGUGGGUGCUGUUGGUUGCUGGUAAUCCGUCUUGGGUGCGGAAAUGCGAUGGAAAGCGAGGUCCCGUCCUCGUAGAGACAAUCUUGGAGGCGUGAUCGAUGGCUCCCGAUGUUUUGCCUUCAGCAUUCUUUCAGAUUUUGGAGAAACGCCAUGGAAGGAGUACUCUUGUUCUACCUGGUGUAGCUUGGCAAACCUGUUCAGCAAAAUGAGGCCUUCAGAUGACAGGGCGCAGCUCUCAGGCUUUGCACAAUCAGAAGAAUCAACACUUGAUGUGGAGGGGCAUUGCUACCAUCAACAGUCAUUCCCUUGUUCUCCAUCAAUGCAACCAAUUGCUUCUGGGUGCACACACACGGAGAAUAGUGCGGCAUACUUCUUAUGGCCGACAUCAAACCUACAGCAUUGUGCGGCCGAGGGGCGUGCAAACUACUUUGGCAACCUUUCAAAAGGGCUCCUUCCCAAGUCUGGCAAGUUGCCAAAGGGCCAGCAAGCAAAUAGCUUGCUUGACUUGAUGACUAUAAGAGCUUUCCAUAGCAAGAUAUUACGCUGUUUUAGCCUUGGGACAGCAGUGGGAUUCCGCAUCAGGAAAGGGGUUCUGACAGAUAUCCCUGCUAUUCUUGUCUUUGUUGCUCGCAAGGUUCACAAGAAGUGGCUUAAUCCGACCCAAUGCCUUCCUGCAAUUGUUGAGGGUCCAGGAGGUGUUUGGUGUGAUGUUGAUGUUGUUGAAUUCUCGUACUAUGGUGCACCAGCUCAAACUCCAAAAGAGCAAAUGUUCACUGAGCUUGUUGAUAGGUUGUGCGGCAGUGAUGAAUGUAUCGGUUCAGGAUCUCAGGUUGCAAGUCAGGACACUUUUGGAACUUUGGGUGCCAUUGUAAAACGUCGAACUGGCAACAAGCAGAUAGGUUUCCUAACCAACCGGCAUGUUGCGGUUGACUUGGACUACCCAAACCAGAAGAUGUAUCACCCUCUGCCACCCAACCUUGGGCCUGGUGUUUAUCUUGGAGCUGUCGAAAGGGCAACAUCUUUCAUCACAGAUGAUGUUUGGUAUGGAAUUUAUGCUGGAACAAACCCAGAGACAUUUGUACGGGCUGACGGGGCAUUCAUCCCAUUUGCUCAUGACUUUGACAUCAAGACUGUCACAACUACAGUUAGGGGUGUUGGUGACAUCGGGGAUGUUAAGGUUAUAGAUCCGCAGUGCCCGCUUAAUAGCCUCAUAGGGAGGCAAGUAUGCAAAAUCGGAAGAAGUUCUGGUCACACAACUGGAACUGUGAUGGCUUAUGCCCUUGAAUACAAUGACGAGAAAGGAAUAAGCUUCUUCACUGACCUCCUUGUUGUCGGUGAGAAUCGCCAAACAUUUGAUUUGGAAGGUGAUAGUGGAAGCCUUAUUAUCCUGACUGGCAAGGAUGGUGAGAAGCCACGUCCUAUUGGGAUAAUAUGGGGUGGCACAGCAAACCGUGGGAGGCUAAAGCUUACAUGUGACCAUGGCCCUGAAAAUUGGACCAGCGGAGUUGAUCUUGGCCGCCUUCUGGACCGUCUUGAACUUGAUCUUAUCAUAACCAAUGAAUCACUCCAAGAUGCUGUGCAGCAGCAAAGGCUUGCAAUGGUGGCAGCAGCCAACUCUGUGGUUGGGGAGUCUUCCACAGUAGCCCCUCCCGUCCCAGAAGAAAAGGUGGAGGAGAUGUUCGAGCCUCUGGGGAUCAAAAUUGAGCAGCUGCCUCGGCAUGAAGUUCUGGCCUCUGGAACUGAAGGGGAGGGCGCAGCUGCGACUGAUGUGGAGGAGCACCAGUUCAUCUCAAACUUCAUCGGUAUGUCCCCUGUGCGCCAAGACCAGGAUGCUCCGAGGCAAAUCGCCAACCUGAACAACCCAUCAGAGGAAGAACUGGCCAUGUCGCUGCACCUAGGUGACCGGGAGCCCAAGCGGCUGCGCACCGACACAGAAGCCGACCUUGACCUGGAGAAGUGAGGGGCUCAGUUCAGCGUCCCUACAUUCAGAAAUCAGAACUAGUCCAAAGAUCUCCUGCGGUUCAGCAAAUUGAACCUGCAGCGUUAGCUUAAACCAGCAUGUUCAUGGCAAAUGCAUUAUGAUGUACCAUGGUGAAACUUGAUUCAGCACCUGUAGGAUUUUAGGUGGUAUCCCUGCAGUUUUGCUGUGCUCAUGAGACUUUGAUAUACACAAAUGCUGAAUCCCCUAUCAUGUUAAAACAAUGCAGGGAGUGAUGAAGUGGUCUUGAUCACUUUUUUCCUAUCAUUAUUGGUGACGUUAUCUCAA
This is a messenger RNA of Panicum hallii, 2691 nucleotides long. RefSeq lists its product as uncharacterized. The transcript is spliced from 7 exons. Bases 469 to 2385 code for a protein of 638 amino acids. Lineage: Eukaryota; Viridiplantae; Streptophyta; Magnoliopsida; Poales; Poaceae. The record is from RefSeq and is a predicted model, not a curated record.